Molecule: messenger RNA, 2253 nt
Organism: Musa acuminata AAA Group (dessert banana)
Lineage: Eukaryota; Viridiplantae; Streptophyta; Magnoliopsida; Zingiberales; Musaceae
Product: wall-associated receptor kinase 2-like
Exons: 1
Coding region: 400-1329 (309 amino acids)
Molecular function (GO): polysaccharide binding
Source: RefSeq, a predicted model, not a curated record
GGUGAGUGGAAUUUGCUCUCCCAUUACUCCGGUCUUCUUCACAAGCUUGACAUUUAAUUUCUUUGCUGCGCUUCGUGGUUUUCCUUAAUUACAUCGAUGCAAAACGGAUGCAUAUGAUCAAAUAAAUUCGAUUCUUGUGCUACAGAUCCUCCAUAUCUUGGGCUAUAGCUAGAAAUAUGCAGACAACCUCAGUGGUGUCAUGCUUGGCAAUUUUGCUACUGUUAAUUAUCAUACAUAGCUUCUCCUGUGACUGGGUUUAUGGUGCUACCAUAGAGUGUUUUAUGUAUUGUCCAUGUCGCCGAUUCAAGUUACUCUCUGACCUGCAGGAAUCCUCAUUUAUCAAACAGAACUGAGGCAGCUGGAAGAGGGAAAGUUUAGUAUGAGAGAGAGAGAGAGAGGAUGGGGUGGGUGGAGCUGUUGCUGCUGCUGCUGACAUUGAGUUCAAUGGGUUUAACGAAUGUAGAAGGCGCAUCGACAAAGGAACCUUUCACUUUACCUUCCAAUUGCACAAAAAGAUGCGGUAAUAUCAGCAUCGAGUACCCUUUCGGGAUAGGCAAUCGUUGUUAUCGUCCGGGCUUUAAUCUUACUUGCACGAACGAUACCAAUCAACCUCCAAGGCUCUUCUUGGGUGAUGGAAAACUCGAGAUCACUAGAAUCGAUUUGGAUAAUGGGACCGUGAGCGUCAUGACACCCAUUAUCACCAUGGGUGUGGAUGAGGAGUUCAUUAAUGUUACUUUAAUUGAUCUUCGGAAUUGGCCUUACUCUUUAAAAUCAUUGGAUCUGCAGAAUUCUUACCCAAGAUAUACAUAUAAUCAUUUGUAUGUGUCUGGUUGCAGCGUGAUUGUCGACCUGCUGGAUCCCACUACUAAUAGGACUAUCGAUACUUGCACAACUAUAUGCACUUCCAAUGACAACAGUCAGUGCAGACUUGGGUUGUAUGAUUGGAAUAGUACUUCAUUGGUGGUUCGAUUAACGCGACUCAAUCAGAGUGACCUUCAUUUUCUUAAUGCUUCCAGUAUCAAAGUUUUCGUGUACGAUUCUUACAAUUCUACCAUAGAUGAUCUCCAAAGAAUAGUGAAAGGCAGGAGCUCGGAAGUGGAGACUGCCCUAUCAUGGUACAUCAAAGGCUAUCCUACCUGUGAAGAGGCUAAGAAGAAUAUGAAAACUUAUGCCUGCAUCAGUCCCAAUAGCGACUGUUAUGACGUCAUUAAUUAUUAUAACUACACUGAUUAUAAUUUUGGGUACUUUUGUCAAUGUUCUGUUAAUUAUCAAGGCAACCCAUAUCUACCAAAUGGCUGUCAAGGUAAUAUUCCUCAUCUCUUUGUGUGAGUUCGAUUAGAUAAACAUGAUAUGCAAUAGAAGUGAUUAAAUAUAAUACACGCAUGAUAAGUUUAAAUUUUCUUCGUGGUUCUCUGUUAUGCUUGAUACUGGUUUCUCUUUUUUUGACAAUCAAACUGGUAAAAGGGAUGUUUACUUGUGUAAAGAAAUCCAUCUCACUAUUAGAUAAGACUGUUAUACAGUAGAAUAGACUAAAUCAUGUAAUGGCUUGAAUCCCCUGCUCAUUAGAUAAAUAAAUGGUACAACAUACAUUAGAUCCCUAGGCCAUUUGCCUUAUCCAUCUCCACAAUAACACAGGAGAAAGUCUGGUCGGCGUAUCUACAAUCCUAUGCCUUCGGGAUUUUAUGAUCGCUACUCACUUAUUCUCAAUGCUUGGCUUACGAUUCUGAUUUUUUAGAUACAAGUCAAUCGUACAGCUCCUUUUGGCCAUCAGAUAACGAAAAACACGGUAAGCUUAUGACAACUUCUGCUGCUGACUUGCUUCAUCAUAUCAACAGAUACAAAUUUUACUCUACAUCCGGUGAAGGGCUGUCCAACAAAAUGUGGGAGUGUUGACAUCCCUUUUCCAUUCGGGCUAAAAGAAAGGUGUUACAGAGACCAGUUAUUUGCUCUAACGUGCAACCACACGUCAAUUCCUUCCACUCUUCUCUUCCGGAAGUAUUACAUAGUGCACAAUAUAUCGUUGGAGAAAGGGCAAUUAGAAGUUGAGUAUAAAUACAAUGAGGCCGACAGCUAUACCUAUACAACUACACCUUUCACUUUCGUUGACGAGCAACCCAUUGUUAGUUGGGUCAUUGAGAAUCAGCUUUGCAAGGAUGCUCAAAGCAAUAGAACGAUGUUUGCAUGUGUCGAUGAACACAGCUCAUGUGUGGACAUUAACACCACAACAAGAGAUGGUCAAAAUAUCUUGGGGUA